Messenger RNA from Trichoderma reesei QM6a, 849 nucleotides. RefSeq lists its product as uncharacterized. Lineage: Eukaryota; Fungi; Ascomycota; Sordariomycetes; Hypocreales; Hypocreaceae. The transcript has a single exon. Bases 1 to 849 code for a protein of 282 amino acids. The record is from RefSeq and is a predicted model, not a curated record.
AUGGCCUCCUCAGCAACUGCAAAAGCCUCCAUCUUCCUCCUCAGCCUCCUCGCCACGACCAUCCUCGCCCGCCCCCCCGACAUCACCUUCCUCUGCGACGAAAUGCCCGAAAUCUGCGCAAACAUGUGCUGGGCCGUCCGCUGCGCCAAGCCGUCCUUCUCCCAGAUCUUCACAUUUGCCUACGCCCCCAGCAGCUACGGCCCGUCGUCCAACAACAAGACCUCCAUCUCCGGCAGCUGCCUCACCAACAAUCUCUGCGGCAACGCCGGCCUCAACAAGACGGGCCAUCGCGGCGGCUGCUUCACCGCAUGCAACUCCUACCCCCUCUCCUCCGUCUCAGCGUCCUCCGAAGACGCCCCUGCCCUCUCGGCGCUCCCCCCGCCUCACCACGUCUCGAGGUGCGUCCCCGAGGCGGAGCAGUGCAGGCAGCAAACCCAGCUGGACCUCUUCGCCAAGAGCCUCCAGCAGCCGCAGCGCAACGGCACGCAGCAGCACGGCGUGCGCCAUCUGCUCAUCAACUUUGGCAACCCCGGCGGCGUCAGGUACUGCAACAACGACCCCUGCAUCAACGACGGCAACGAGGUCCAGGACGGCGGCGUCAGCAGACGGUGGCUGCGGCCCGAGGCGGCAGCGCCCAUGUUUACCUACUACAGUACAAAGUCUGGCAUUGUCGUCGCCUCACUCGAGGACGUUGAGAUGCCGUCGCGGUUCACCCGGCGCGUGGGCAGUGGCGAAUUGGUUCCUCCUGGCUUCAGGACUUGGUUUGAGCGGGCUACGGAGGAGUCGGUGCAGAUGAUGGAGGACACCAUUGUGCAGCGACUGUCGGACCAAUCCUUUGGCAGAAUGUGA